AUGCCCGUCGCUUUCAUCCCGGCCCUCCUCCCGAGGCCGCUCGCCGCCCGCCCCGCUGCCUCUCUCUCCCCUGCACCACCCUCCGCCCUCCAUCUCCGCUCAACCUUCCUCCCCGCUAGACCAAACUACUCGGCCUCUCCCCCCCUCCUUCCCCGAAUUUCCAGCACCCCCUUCCGUUUAUCCGCCUCCGCCUCGGAUGUCUCGGCCCCUGUCCCGGCCCCCGUCCCGGCCCCGGAGAAGAAGACCAGUACCUUGAAGGUCGGCUUCUACAUCUUCCUCUGGUACGCCUUCAACAUCGUUUACAACAUCUCCAACAAAAAGGUCCUCAACUGGUUCCCACUCCCCUGGUUUGUCUCCUGGUUUCAGCUCCUCGUCGGCGUGCUCUACGUCCUCCCGCUCUGGGGGCUCCGCCUGCGGAAAGCCCCCGUCGUGCCGAAGGAGGCCCUCAAAACCCUUCUCCCCAUCUCCGUUGGCCACGUCAUCGGCCAUGUGUCCACCGUCGUCUCACUCGGCGCCGUUGCCGUCUCCUUCACCCACGUCGUCAAGAGUAUGGAACCCUUUGUCAAUGUCGUCGGGUCGGGUGUCUUCUUGCAGAGCUUCUUCCCUUUACCUGUCUAUCUCUCCCUUUUGCCCGUCGUCGCGGGUGUCGUCAUGGCCUCUGUCUCUGAGGUCUCGUUCACAUGGCUGGGCUUCCUCUCCGCGAUGACUUCCAAUUUCGCUUUCACAGCCCGAAACAUUUUCUCAAAGCUUUCUAUGAACAAGCCAAAGGGAGAGAACAUGGGCCCGGCAAACCUUUUCGCCGUCCUCUCCGUCAUGUCCACCCUGUUACUCGCCCCGGUCGCACUAAUCAUCGACCACCCUGCGAAGCUUAUAGCGGCUUGGAAAAAGGCCACAGUUGGUGCCACUGCUGUCGUCGCCGCUCCCAAGCUUAUUGCGGGUCUUCUCAUUUCGGGCCUGUUCUUCUACUUGUACCAGGAAGUUGCUUUCAAGGCCCUUGACUCCGUUCAUCCCAUCACUCACGCUGUCGCGAAUACCGUCAAGCGCGUCGUCAUUAUUGUCACUUCCGUAUUCGUAUUCCAAAACCCGGUCACAAAAGCCAACGCAAUGGGAUCCGCCAUCGCCUUGCUUGGUGUUUUACUGUACUCGGUCAUGAAAAACUAUUUCCCAGAGCUCCCCAAGAAACAAAAGCAAGCGUAAAAAUAUCAACGUGCGCAGUUCCUAACGGCUUUCGACCUCUGUUGCUCCUCUCUGAAUAGCCCGCAAACCCAUAUCUACAAUUGCAGGAGCAAAGCACAUGCUUGUUUGCACUAUCGUGAGAGUAAGAGUGCCGUGAUCCAUGCGUUGUUUGGACAAAUGGGGAGGUUCGUGAGAGGAGCGAGUGCUUGCCGAGAUUCCUUUGCGUGCGAUGUGUCUUCAGCACCACACGAUGCAUUCGGCGGCAGCAUUCCCGCCCUGUCCCUGUCGAAGACCUCUUCCAUUGACUCGAAGAAGGAGUCCUUUUGACUUGUUCUCGCGGGGCUGCACCAUUGCCGAUUGAACCAGAUGCACAGUCGCACUGCAGAAGAGCUUUGCUUGUAUGAAACGUUGGUAGGGCUCUCUCCAGUACCGGCGUACUCAGAGCUUCAUUUCAUCACCCCCAGCAAUGGAUAGGGGUCUGUUCCGUUGAGUGUGUGGUUGACACACUUGGAGAUCGACGCUUCGGGGGUAGCAUUUCAGUUUCGUUCUGGUCUUGAAUGACCCGCAUAUUGCGACACGUAGACGUGACUUCGCAUGUUGUUAAACAGUCUUUUAUUCA
This is a messenger RNA of Chondrus crispus (carragheen), 1795 nucleotides long. RefSeq names its product similar to glucose-6-phosphate/phosphate-translocator precursor. The transcript has 2 exons. Lineage: Eukaryota; Rhodophyta; Florideophyceae; Gigartinales; Gigartinaceae. Gene Ontology annotation, molecular function: antiporter activity. The record is from RefSeq and is a predicted model, not a curated record. Bases 1 to 1197 code for a protein of 398 amino acids. Gene Ontology annotation, cellular component: Golgi apparatus.